Molecule: messenger RNA, 2008 nt
Organism: Phycodurus eques (leafy seadragon)
Lineage: Eukaryota; Metazoa; Chordata; Actinopteri; Syngnathiformes; Syngnathidae
Gene: rpf1
Product: ribosome production factor 1 homolog
Exons: 9
Coding region: 88-1146 (352 amino acids)
Biological process (GO): maturation of LSU-rRNA; maturation of 5.8S rRNA
Cellular component (GO): nucleolus; preribosome, large subunit precursor
Molecular function (GO): rRNA primary transcript binding
Source: RefSeq, a predicted model, not a curated record
UUGACCCGGAUGUGAAGACAGGAAGCGGAAGCACCAGUUGCUUCGCACGUGAAAAGUCCUCGUCUCCGAAAACACUGCUCGAGCAGGAUGGACAGCACCGAUGUGCCCUUGACGAAGCAUGUCAAAAGCAAGAAAAAGAAGAAUAAAAGUGGUGAGACGAAGGGUGCGGAACAUCCAGACAAGAUGGAAACCGGCGGCAUCGAGGUGAAAGAAGAGAAGACUGAGGCGGGGGUCUCCUUCCCACCGACGUUCAGUGUGUCUGAAAUCAAGAAUAAACAGCGAAGACACUUCAUGUUUAUGAGACUAAAGCAGGAGAAAAGAAAGCAAAAGAUGGAGCUGAAGAAAAAGAGGAAAAGACAAGAAAAACUUUUGGGCGACAGGGCACCACCUAAACAAGUCCCCAAGACAAUAGAAAACCAGAGAGUCUACGACGAAACGACAGUUGACCCGGAAGAUGAAGAGAUUGCGUUUGAUGAGGCAACAGAUGAAUUUUCUGCCUACUUCAAUGGCCUAACAAACCCCAAAGUGCUCAUCACAACGUCAGACAGACCCAGGGGGAGGACGGUGAAGUUCUGUGAGCAGCUGGGCACUGUUAUCCCAAACGCUCACGUCUACUACAGAAGAGGCUUGGCCCUGAAGAGGGUAAUUCCCCAGUGCAUCGCCAGGGACUUCACAUACCUCAUCGUCAUUAACGAGGACCGCAAAGUGCCGAAUGGUUUGGUUCUUUGUCACCUCCCUGAAGGGCCAACUGCACACUUCAAGGUCAGCAGUGUUCGACUACGGAAGGAGAUGAAGAGACGAGGUAAGGACCCAACCGAGCACACUCCAGAAGUGAUCCUGAACAACUUCACUACACGUUUGGGCCACAGCAUCGGCCGGAUGUUGGCUGCUCUUUUCCCUCAAAAUCCCCAGUUUGUGGGUCGCCAGGUUGCCACCUUCCACAACCAGAGAGACUUCAUCUUUUUCCGAUUUCACAGAUACAUCUUCAAGAACGAGAAGAAGGCCGGCAUUCAGGAGCUGGGACCUCGCUUCACUCUUAAGCUUCGCUCUCUGCAGAAAGGCACCUUCGAUUCGAAGUUUGGCGAGUAUGAGUGGGUCCUCAAGCGCCAUGAAAUGGAUGCCUGCAGGCGGAAAUUCCAGUUGUGAAGGCAAAAUCAUCUCUUCUGUGAUUACGCAAGGACAACUGUUUAUCCCACAGUUGUUUGUGGUUUCACUCAAAGUGACUGUAUUGUGAUUUUCGUGGCGCUUCAUACUUUGUGACCAACCUGUGAGAGCAGUUAGUCUUGAUUACGGAUUCAAUAUAGAUGAACGGAUUUUAUUCCGUUGCUCGUGCUUUUAACACACUACAAGGUGUGAAUCAUAUUUACUGAUGUUCAGCCCGUUUCAAAAAUGUCUCCUUGCAAGAAACCUGCUCCAAAAUGGCAAAUAGCAUCCAUCCAUUCUCUGUACCGCUUAUUCCUGCUAGUACCUUAUGUAUUAUAACUGUUAACUUGGGUGUGUGACAGCAUGUGGUGCUGUUGUACACUCUAUAUGUUUUAGUUAGACACACAUGGACAAUUGGGAAUACUUAUAUUGGGCUAACUGUUUUUCUUUGUUUUAAAACCAGAUAACAGGAAAAUACAAUUUUUAGAGAGCAAGAGUGAAAUGUGUGAAUAUUUAUUCUUUAAGUCAACCAUGAUAACUGUACAAUUAACAAGGCACGUGUUGGGAGGUAUAUGGUUAUUUUUUGUACACAAGGUCCUUGGUUUAUGAUGCUCCCGACAUAAUGUUUCGAGGUUAUGAAUGACGAAGCGGCGAAAGAAUACAUUGUCACACAGCAUAAUUACAUAAUUACUUAACUGUUUUUUAUUUGAUGGGCUUGUAUUCAUGGCCUAGGAGACUUUCACACAAAUAUUUACUCUUGAGAUUUCAAGGAUACGAAUGGCUUGUGAUUAACUGGUAGUUUGAAUAUGUGGUCAUGCAGCACAAGAUCUGCUCAGUCAUAAUUACUCUUUUGCAUGUUUAUAUG